CCGCGAGAGCCGCGUCGCGAGAUCGCCCACGCAUCCCCCGCCCCGUCCCGGCCAUGCCGGCCGGGGAGACUGGGAGCCUCCGGGAUUGGGCGUCCGUGCGUGAUGACGCACGUGCGCGCGGAGACAUGGGGAGGACGCAGGCGGGCCGUAGAGAGCACAUGUUACAGUAAUCCUGGGAAGGAGGUAUUAUUCCUAAUUUAAAGUGAAGAAAUUGAAGUUCAGACAGUUUAAGUAGUUUGCCUUAGAUCACAGGGCUAGUUCAGCUGUCUGUAAACCUCCCUGGAGUCCUAAAACCUGACCACAUUUUCCUGUCACUCCGUUGAUAGCUAACCAUGCAGCGGAGAUCAAGAGGAAUUAAUACUGGGCUUAUUCUGCUCCUUUCUCAAAUCUUCCAUGUUGGGAUCAACAAUAUUCCACCUGUCACCCUAGCAACUUUGGCUCUCAACGUCUGGCUCUUCUUGAAUCCUCUGAAGCCACUGCUUAGCUCCUGCCUUAGUGUGGAGAAGUGCUACCAGCAAAAAGACUGGCAGCGCUUACUACUCUCCCCCCUCCACCAUGCAGAUGACUGGCAUUUGUAUUUCAAUAUGGUAUCCAUGCUAUGGAAAGGAAUAAAUCUGGAAAAAAGACUAGGAAGUAGAUGGUUUGCCUACAUCAUCGCCACAUUCUCUCUACUCACUGGAGUGGUGUACCUGGUCUUGGAAUUUGCUCUUGCAGAAUUUAUGGAUGAACCUGGCUUCAGAAAGAACUGUGCUGUAGGUUUCUCAGGAGUUUUGUUUGCCUUGAAAGUUCUUAACAACCAUUAUUGCCCUGGAGGCUUUGUCAACGUUUUGGGCUUUCCUGUACCCAACAGAUUUGCUUGUUGGGCAGAACUUGUGGCUAUUCAUUUCAUCUCGCCAGGGGCUUCCUUCGCCGGGCAUCUGGCUGGGAUUCUUGUUGGACUAAUGUAUACUCACGGGCCUCUGAAGAAAAUCAUGGAAACAUGUGCAGGCAUUUUUUCCUCCAAUAUUGGUUACCCAGAACAGCGAUACUACUUCAAUAAUUCAGGCUACUCUGGAUAUCAGGAUUCGUAUCCAUAUGGCAGGCCAGGUCACUAUGAAGAAGUACCCAGGAACUAUGAUGCAUACACAGCAGGACUGAGUGAAGAGGAGCAGCUAGAGAGAGCAUUAAGAGCCAGCCUUUUGGACCGAGGAAAUAGCAGAAGUAGCCCCCCGCCCUAUGGGUUCCGGCUCUCACCAGAAGAAGAAAUGAGGAGACAACGGCUUCACAGAUUUGACUGCCAGUGAGGUGGCACAGCAUCUCAGGCAAAUGUGAUCCAGUUGUGUAAUUAUUGCCAUUUGGUUCAUCCCCCAAGCCCUACUUGGUUUUAAACCAAAGCAGCGUGCACUAUUGUCCCAGAUUGCUCCCGUCUGCCUUGGCCACUGUGAAUCUAGAUUCACAAGCACAUUGACUUGUCUUGAAACCAGACUUGAAUGCAGCUCACAGCUUUCUGGGAGUGGCCCUUCUCCUGGCCUCGUCCUAUCUCACAGACAGGUCAGUUCCUCCAUGUAGGGACCAGUUUCCACCCUCCAUUCUCUCCCUGAUGACUCAGCGGUACCUCUGCCUUGUUUUGUUUUUGAGGACUGUGACCUUCACCAGGAGGUUCCUUUUCACCAGCCCGGAAGAUUAGGCUCUCAUUCUGCCCGGCAUGCCCAGUAUUUGAUGUGGCAAGAAAUGAGGCCCCAUCCCUUGUCGUCCUGGCCCAUUGCCAUGGUGACUUUCCAGGAACACGAUGUGGCUACCAUGGCAAUAUGCUCUUCUGGUCUCCCUUGGGCCCCUGCGUCAGGGUGGUGUUGACAGUGUACUAGCUUUGCUCCUAUAUUGCUCUGCCUUUAAAGAACGUUCUACUGGAAAAGCUUGAGUAAGACCUCAGGUGGGACACCCACCGCCACAGUCCAUUAGAUAGUGGGUGGCACCAACAAUUUGGGCUCACACAGCGUCGCCAGUGACAAUAUAUGUUCCUGGAGAUGUGACUCGUGUUAAUCAGCAAAGCAGCAGCAGGUGCCAUGUACAGAGUAGAGCAAAGGCCUUCAGGAGGUUGGUCACUGAGAAAUCCCUCUUGAGGAAGUAUUUUUUU
This is a messenger RNA of Ceratotherium simum simum (southern white rhinoceros), 2113 nucleotides long. The record is from RefSeq and is a predicted model, not a curated record. Lineage: Eukaryota; Metazoa; Chordata; Mammalia; Perissodactyla; Rhinocerotidae.